AUGAUCCGAUCGUACGCCGUCGCCAUCGCGUCGCUGCUCGCCGGAGCAUCUGUCGUCCACAACAUCUACAAGCCAGACCUGACUAUACCCGGUGCUCUCAGCGGCAGGGAGCGAGCGGAGAACGCGGAGACUCAAAAGGCCGGGGGAGGCGAAGAGAGAGCUACCAGUACCGAGGCCAACACGAAUUCAGCCUCGACAUUUCCUAGGCAAAAACAAUAA
Messenger RNA from Closterium sp. NIES-65, 219 nucleotides. NCBI's taxonomy places the organism in Eukaryota, Viridiplantae, Streptophyta, Zygnematophyceae, Desmidiales, Closteriaceae. The record is from the annotation of a GenBank genome assembly.